This is a messenger RNA of Paramecium octaurelia, 998 nucleotides long. The record is from the annotation of a GenBank genome assembly. NCBI's taxonomy places the organism in Eukaryota, Ciliophora, Oligohymenophorea, Peniculida, Parameciidae.
AUGAAACCAUAAAAGAGCAUCAUCAAAGAACUGAAAACUUACUAACAGGAUCUCUACAAAACAGGAAGAGAAGGGAAAUAAUUUAGUAUCAAUGAUUUUCCGAAUCUUUCAAGAAAACCCAUAGAAUGGACUGAUUGUGAUUAGUUCAUUAAGCUAAGGCAAAUGAAAUGUGAUAAGAAAUUAGCCAUCAGACUUUGUUAAUAACACAAGAUCCAUAGAUCUGAUUAACAAUUUUUUAAUACGUUACAUAAUGUGAAUAUGGAGAAUGCUGGGUAUAAGAAGAUCUAAAGUGUAAAUAUUAAUCUAAUAUAGUCAACUUCAUUUCUAUUAAGAUAGAUUAGAUAAAAUCAAUUUAUUAAACAAAAAUUUAGAAUGGAAUUCUAAGAGACUUAAAUUGACAACAAAAUGUCUUCAAUUUUAGAUGAUUCGUUUUAGAAAUUUUAAAAAUCUUUAGAUAAACAUUUGGAAAUAGAUAAAGAUUAAUCACAUAAAUUUAAUUUAAAAUAUAUGACCAAAGAGGAAUUAUAUUCAAAAUUGUAGCAAUUGUAAUUUAUAUCAAAAUUUAAGAAAUGUAAUUCCCAAAUAAAAUCUAUCCAUGGAUCAUUUACCAUCUAGCAAUUCCACUAAUUGCUUAAAUUUAGUCAUUCCAUCAGCAAAUUCAGUAAAAACUUUUACUAUUUAAGUUACAUAUUUCCCAAACUGAACGUAAAUUCUCAAAACCCUUUCUUCCUUAUUCUGGUAUAAUUAAAAGCAGAGGUUCCAAUGUUAGCAUUAAACAACAGUUUACAAAAUUGCAAAAUAAUUAACUUAACAUUCCAUCAUUUAAGUUGAUCAAAUAAAAUAAGUUAGCCAGAGCUUCAUUCAAUCCUCAAGUCGAUGAUGCUAAAGGAAUUAAAAGCAUGCACCACAUAGGCCAUUUAAAUGAUGUGCCAGAGUUAAAAAAAUAACAUAAAAGACACUUUACAAAUUAUGAUAUUAACAUAGUCAACUUUUAAUGA